Coniosporium apollinis CBS 100218 is the source of this 753-nucleotide messenger RNA. RefSeq lists its product as uncharacterized. NCBI's taxonomy places the organism in Eukaryota, Fungi, Ascomycota, Dothideomycetes. The coding region runs from base 1 to 753 and encodes 250 amino acids. The record is from RefSeq and is a predicted model, not a curated record. The transcript has a single exon.
AUGUCCAACAGCAGGCCGUUGUCCUACGCGAGCGCCCUCAGUGGCAGACCGUCCACUUCGCAACAGAAUCACACGCAUCAUCCUCCAGGCAACGCUCCAGCACCUCACCCGCCCGCCAGCACCACUCCACCCACAGCAGGUCGACCUACAGAACGUGCCCCCCGCGCGCCGCCGCACCCGCGACGAACAACACCACCUCCCACCCAAACCUUCCACACUCCGCGCACCUCGUCUCCCGAAAAAGCAGUCUACGUUCUCACCCUGACAACCACCCCCUCCAUCCACGACCCCAUCAACGCUCUCCGCCGCCAACACUUCCCGGCCCAUCUCAACCGCACCCCCGCGCACCUCACCCUCUUCCAUGCCCUCCCACAUUCUCGCUUCAAGACCCUCACCUCCACCCUCGAAGCCCUCUCUGCUUCCACCGCCCCCUUCGUCAUCGCUACCGGCUCCCCCUUCCGCAUGCGUCGCGGCGUCGGCGUCAACGUUGGGACCGGCGCUGAGCAGGCGAAGCGGGUCCAUAGGGAGCUGCGCGACGCGUGGGCCGAGUUCCUGAGCGAGCAGGACGGCGGUGGGUGGAAGCCGCACUGGACGGUGCAGAACAAGGUCGGGAGCGAGGAGGAGGCGGCUGGAUCGUAUGAGGAGGUUAAAGGGGGUUUUAAGGGGGCGGAGGGACGGGCAACGGGGAUGGCGCUUUGGAGGUAUGAGAGGGGGCGGUGGGUGUUUGAGCGGGAGUUUGGGUUUGGGGGAUAG